CAAGAACGCCGUGACUGAGACUGGCCACCAUGACUCAUGUACAAGGUCUAACCGUUGUAUCGGCCGUGCUGCUGUUGAGUAGCGGCGUCACGACGUUUGAUCUCGACGUGGGGGGUCUGUGUGACGUGGAGACCGAGUCCUGUGCGUGUGGGUCCACCGGUCUCAGCUUCGUCAUCUCAUACAAGGCGUGUGCAGCUUUCUACCGCUGGAAGCCGUACUGCCGGCCGUGCGGUGACGUGGAUCACGGUGAGAUCUGUCCGCAGUACCGGUACUGUGCCGAAUGUCGUGACGUCAGGUACGGGGAGUCUGACGGCUGCGCCAGGUGUCCGUACAACAAGUACGGCAAGUUCUGCACACUAGAUUGUAACUGCCGGAACGGAGGAGUUUGUAAGCCGGACGGAAGCUGCGAAUGUUCCGCGGCGUUUCACGGUCGAUACUGCCAGCACGAAGUCGCGCCACAAGUUGUCUGUCGUGAUCGGGGGACUCCAUCAAACGGUCAGUUGAGGUCACGGCCCUCGGACAGCUACACGGAGGGGUCAACUGUCCGGUUUGAGUGUAAUGACGGUUACGUCCUGCGCGGCUCCAGCACGUCCCGGUGUGAAGCGUCCGGGAGUUGGAGCCACCCUCUCCCGGCAUGUGUGAAGGUUUGUCAGGACCCGGGCGCGCCUGCCAACGGUGCAGUGGUCCGAACCGGGUAUCGACAACAACAACAACGACAACAACCGCCCGCCUCGCAACACAACAUCGGCAGUCAGCUCACAUUUAGGUGCAAUGACGGGUACCGUCUGGUAGGGGGCGCUCAGAUCAUCUGUCUGUACGAUGGGCAGUGGAACGACGUCCUCCCAACUUGUGUACGCGUUUGUUCUUUGCCGGCCAUACCACAAAACUCUGUCAUUCGAGCACCCCGGGGACGAGACCAGGUAGACGAGGGCGAGGACGUGACGUAUGCAUGCAACCCUGGGUACGAGCUGACAUCCGGGUCUCUGACAAGAAGAUGUCAGAGUGACGGAGGAUGGAGCCUAGAGGCCCCAGUUUGCAAGAUUUCCUGCGGCCGGCCUGAAGACGCCCCCCGUGCCGACAUGGUCGUGUCCGGGACGGUGGAGGGGGACUCUGUGACGUACAGCUGCCACCCUGGGUACGAGAGGACGCGGGGUAACCUGGAGCGGUGGUGUGUGUCUGACGGGCGGUGGAGUGGAGAACCUCCCAGAUGUAUGAAACAGUGUGAUGACCCGGGCAUGCCCGUGCACGGCUCACGACUCUGGGAAGGAGAGCCCCAGCGGGAGGGAUCUGCCGUCAUCUACCGGUGCAACACUGGGUACGAGCUGGUUGGGGACGAGAGGAGGGAAUGUCGGCCCUCUGGGAACUGGACCGGAGAACUGCCACUCUGCGUGAUGGCAACAACCUGUGAUGACCCCGGUGACGUGGGUAACGCAGACCGGAACGUGCUCGGCUCGGAGGCGCCGACGUUCCUGACCGGGACGCGGGUGGUCUACACCUGCCGGCCGCCCUACAGGAUCGUCGGUCAUCCCGAGAGGAGGUGUCUGUCCAACGGGACCUGGACCGGGCAUCAGCCAGUCUGUACCAAAUUCGCUGUUUGUGAGGAUCCCGGCACCCCUUUGAAUGCCAUACGGAAGGUCCUACCGCCUGCACAGGGUCAGUCUGGUACUCCCAGACGGAGGGUUAACAGCAGGCUUCUGACUUUCUUCGGUCUGCGGCCCCUGAGUCACGUCCCGGCGGCGACCCCGGACGAGCCUUCGGCGGAGGGGUCGGGAGGUGACGAUCCCGCGGGUAGGGACCCCGAGCCGCGCAGUCUCCCCCCGGGAUACCACAAACUCCACACCCGCCUGGUGUACAGCUGCGAGUCGCAGUUCUACAAACUGUCCGGACCUUCUCAGAGGACAUGUCUGAGUCACGGGCAGUGGAGCGGCAGACAACCCACCUGUUUACCAGUUUGCGGCAAGAGUCCUGGUGCCAAGACUCCCUUCAUCUUUAACGGUAACGUGAGUGCAGAGGGACAGUGGCCGUGGCAGGCAGCCAUACUCAGGAACGUGCAGAACUCAACAGGACACAUCUUCUUUUACCUGAUCUGUGGCGGCGCCGUCCUGAAUGACGAGUGGAUCAUCACGGCUGCGCACUGCGUGACCUUCCCGGACAGCAGUGCGGUUAUCGACCUGGACAACAUCAAGGUCAAACUGGGGAAGUUCUACCGGGACGAGGCGCUGGACGACGACUAUGUGCAGGAGUUUCAGGUUGAUGAGAUCCAUGUCCAUCGGCAGUUUGAACCCUUCACACUGGACAAUGACGUGGCGCUGAUCCGGCUGUCCAAGAGAGCCACUCUAACGGACCGGGUCCGGCCUGUCUGCCUCCCUACAAGACAGACGGCACAGAAACACCUGAGAGCGGGUUCGGAGGGGGUGGCUAUCGGCUGGGGUACCACGGAGACCGGGGAGGUGGCGGCCCAGCUAAAGCACGCCCGUGUGCCGGUUAUCGACCCCGACACGUGUGAAGCCGCCUAUGCCGAGAAGAACAUCGGACUGACGGUCACCAGGAACAUGUUCUGCGCUGGAUACGAGGAAGGGAAGGUGGACGCAUGUGCAGGUGACAGUGGCGGGCCCAUCGUGUUCCAGACAGGAGAGGGGGAGGAGAAGAGAUGGGUGUUGGAGGGGCUGGUGAGCUGGGGCAGUCCUGAGGGCUGCGGCCUGCCCAUGCAGUACGGCGGAUACGUCAAACUCGUCAAAUUUGUCCGCUGGAUUGAUAGUUUCAUUUGAACACCUGUUAGUGCUACUGGUACAUGGUUGGAGAUCUAGGUAAUAAGAUACACCAUAAAAAAACUACUCAAGCAACUGGAUAUGAUUUUGGAAACUGUCAGACGUUUUGGGUAGCAUCCACUACUUUUUAAGUGUCAUUAACGAAAUGUAGUGGAGGCUACCUGAAACGCCUGGCCGUUUCCAAAAUCAUAUCCAGUUGCUUGAGUAAAUUUUUUUGGCAUAGUUGAGAUUAUAUGGCCCGUUCCCAUUCAAGUGUGCAAAAUGCUGUAGCCAUGCUUUACGUUUAGGUAUGAGCCAAAUCAUGGACCUCAUCGUUGCUUUCUUCACUUUGCCACUACACUUUGCCGCUGCACUUACAAUGUUUCACGAAAAAUGUACCACAACACUAGGUUUGGUUGAUGACUUGAAUGACAUGAAAUUAUAGCCGCGGGUUUAGAGAGUUCUGGAACCUCCGCCAUCGCAGAUUUCUGUAACCUCCGUUAUCGCUCAAGUAUUUUAGUCGGUUGUAGACUAGUUUAGAUAGAGCCACAUGUAAGACAAGAAAUUGUCGUUUUGACAACAUUUUUCUGGGUUUCUAAGGGAAGAAGAAAGGAGUGUUCGCUGUCAUUUUAAAGCCAUCCUUGUUGAACAAAAUGUUUCACAGUCAUGACUGUAAUCCCCGUAACCUUUGUUUGUUACUUAGUAGUAAACCUUAUCUGCUAAAGCUAAAAACUGUAAACACCAUAAUUUUUGGACAAAAAAAGCCACAAAGUGAGAUGUUAUAACCUAGGUUACUGGUAUUCUGUACAUUUCAAUGAGAAUGAGCCAUAGAUGAUAUCACAAAGAAAGCACAUAGAAUAAAAGUCAAAGUCACCACCGUUUAUUUGUCGAAAAAAGUAGAUUCCAGGAAGAUAUGCCUUCCUCGUUCUCAUAACUCGUCAAAAUUUCUUCAAUAAAUCGCAUCGUGGAAUACAAUUAGACCAUUUUCCAGCUAAAUUUAAGAACAGUUUUAAAACUUUUUAUAUAGAUCAAGCUGUUUCCACAAUUUUUAUACUCAAUAAAACGUCACCAUAUCUUACACAUGCAAA
Branchiostoma belcheri (Belcher's lancelet) is the source of this 3835-nucleotide messenger RNA. RefSeq names its product limulus clotting factor C-like. Gene Ontology annotation, biological process: proteolysis; complement activation. Bases 30 to 2768 code for a protein of 912 amino acids. The record is from RefSeq and is a predicted model, not a curated record. The transcript has 17 exons. Gene Ontology annotation, molecular function: serine-type endopeptidase activity. Lineage: Eukaryota; Metazoa; Chordata; Leptocardii; Amphioxiformes; Branchiostomatidae. Gene Ontology annotation, cellular component: extracellular region.